ACCUUCCGCAAACUGUUCUCGUUGAUUUGGAAAAAUGGCGGAAAUGAAUUCGCAAGGAGGAUCGCAGUUUGCGAAACGAGUCGACUCGAAAAGGGACAAUUUGACCAAGGAACAGAUUGAGUUCAUGCAGAAAGUGGAGCUGGCUCAGUGGCAUAAAAACAUGCAGAAAAGGCGCGGAAGGAAUGUAAUCACGGGUUUAGCUAUCGGCGCAAUCGUCUUGGGCAUUUAUGGAUACACAUUUUAUUCAGUAUCGCAAGAACGUUUUUUGGAUGAUUUGGAAGAAGAAGCAAAAGUUGUUCAAGCAAGAAGUAAUUCUAAGACUUCAGUAAACUGAAAUGCAUAGUUUACAUAAUGUAUUGUUGAUUCAUGACUGGUUAAAUUGAACAAUUAUGCAACUAUUAUAUAUUAGCGGAAAUUAAACACAUUGGAUCAAGAUGUAUGUUUUUCAGAGUUCAUGGAGAUUUUCAUUUUCUGUCUCUGACUGCCUUUAUCCAGAAGUGAUCUUAUGUCAGUCUAAGUGAGGAUACAACUUAUUAAAUCCAUGACUUCUGAUACUUUGUAUAUGGCAUAAUUGAAUGUAUACUUUUGCUGCAGUAAUAAAUUUUGAUUAUAAUUAUCUUUCCCACCACAUUAACAAUUUGAAAAGAAAUGUAAAAACAUUGUGAUUCAGUAUGUCAUUUCCUGUUAAUUCCAAUGAAAUUAAAGUCCACACUGUAUAAAA
This is a messenger RNA of Chiloscyllium plagiosum (whitespotted bambooshark), 721 nucleotides long. It is a transcript of the gene coa3a, whose product is annotated as cytochrome C oxidase assembly factor 3a. Gene Ontology annotation, biological process: mitochondrial respiratory chain complex IV assembly. The record is from RefSeq and is a predicted model, not a curated record. NCBI's taxonomy places the organism in Eukaryota, Metazoa, Chordata, Chondrichthyes, Orectolobiformes, Hemiscylliidae. Gene Ontology annotation, cellular component: mitochondrial inner membrane.